Molecule: messenger RNA, 2504 nt
Organism: Bubalus bubalis (water buffalo)
Lineage: Eukaryota; Metazoa; Chordata; Mammalia; Artiodactyla; Bovidae
Gene: GJA8
Product: gap junction protein alpha 8
Exons: 1
Coding region: 989-2311 (440 amino acids)
Biological process (GO): cell communication
Cellular component (GO): connexin complex
Source: RefSeq, a predicted model, not a curated record
UGAUUUCUUCCCAAAGCACUCUCCCCAUUCUUUGGAUUUAAAAGAGUGAUAAUAAAUAAAAAUAAAUAUAUAUGUACAUAUAUAUAUCACCUUCAAUUUGAAAAGCUAUUAAGAAAGGUUUCCAGAUUUCAGCCUAGAGUAGAGAAAACAUAAAUAAGAGCACAGGAGUCAUAGAACUGUACAGCUCUAAUCACAGGCAAUGAGUCCCAAAGGGGUGGCAAAAAGAACCUAACAGAAAGAACUGCUGCUAGUUACCUGAUCUUGGACAAUUUACUUAAACUCUCAGAGCCUCAGUUUUCUCAUGUGAUAGAAUCAAAUUAGUUAAACAUUUAUCACGCUUUCAUUAUGUGCUGGGCUCUGUAACACGCAUUGAGUAGGUCUCACAGUAUCAAACUGAAUGAAAAAAAUGUAGUCAAAGGUCAGCAACAAAGCAGAUAUUCAAAAAAUAUGUUUCCUUCCACUUCCUUUUCAACAUACGAUCAUUGUAUACCCCAACACAGUCACAAGUAAGGUGACCACAGGCAAUUUCAUACAUAGGAAAAAACUGGGGGGGGGGGGGCAGACACCAAUGGAUUAGAAUAUUUCUUCAGCAUUAUGCCUCAUGAACCUCAGUUCAGCUUGUGUUCUUGACUUAAAUCCAUGAAACCAUGAGUUUCUAUUUAAGAUCAACAAUGAUUUCUUAUUUGAUAUGUAGUUCAAGGCUUAUACAGACGCUGCCUCAUUUAUCCUUUCAGGCAGCUUGUGAAGUGAAUGAGAACCCAUUUUACAGAUGAUAAAGCCAGUGGAAGCAGAUUCUUUUAUGCCUCUUUUGUUCCCUAGUACUAGUACUAGUCUGCACUGAGGAAACACUCAAAAGAUACUGUUUACCCACUGACCGUUUCAGCCGCCCAUGAAGGGGAGGUACCCCGAGUUAGUGAAAAAAAAAAAAAAAGGUGGAUUGCACUGUGGCCGCUCAGCUCUGCCUUCUCCUUCUGUAGGUAGGUGAAUCAUGGGAGACUGGAGUUUCCUGGGGAACAUUUUGGAGGAGGUGAAUGAGCACUCCACUGUCAUCGGCCGCGUAUGGCUCACGGUGCUUUUCAUCUUUCGGAUCCUCAUCCUCGGUACUGCCGCAGAGUUCGUGUGGGGGGAUGAGCAGUCCGACUUCGUGUGCAACACCCAGCAGCCAGGUUGCGAGAACGUCUGCUACGACGAGGCCUUCCCCAUCUCCCACAUCCGUCUCUGGGUCCUGCAGAUCAUCUUCGUCUCCACGCCGUCGCUGGUGUACGUGGGGCACGCGGUGCACCACGUCCGCAUGGAGGAGAAACGCAAGGAGCGCGAGGCAGAGGAGCUGAGCCAGCAGUCGCCGGGCAACGGCGGCGAGAGGGCGCCCCUAGCGGCGGACCAGGGCAGCGUCAAGAAGAGCAGCAGCAGCAGCAAAGGCACCAAGAAGUUCCGGCUGGAGGGGACCCUGCUGAGGACCUACGUCUGCCACAUCAUCUUCAAGACCCUCUUUGAGGUGGGCUUCAUCGUGGGCCACUACUUCCUGUACGGUUUCCGGAUCCUGCCUCUCUACCGCUGCAGCCGGUGGCCCUGCCCCAACGUGGUGGACUGCUUCGUGUCACGACCCACCGAGAAAACCAUCUUCAUCCUCUUCAUGCUGUCCGUGGCCUCCGUGUCCCUCUUCCUCAAUAUUCUGGAGAUGAGCCACCUGAGCCUGAAGAAAAUCCGAUCCGCCUUAAAGAGGCCAGUGGAGCAGCCACUGGGGGAGAUUCCUGAGAAGUCCCUCCACUCCAUUGCCGUCUCCUCCAUCCAGAAGGCCAAGGGCUACCAGCUCCUCGAAGAAGAGAAAAUCGUGUCCCAUUAUUUCCCUUUGACGGAGGUGGGGAUGGUAGAGGCCAGCCCCCUUUCUGCCAAGCCUUUCAGUCAGUUCGAGGAGAAGGUGGGCCCGGGGCCCCUGGGAGACUUGUCCAGGGCCUACCAGGAGACCCUGCCUUCCUACGCUCAGGUGGGCGCCCAGGAGGGAGUCGAGGAGGAGCAGCCCGUAGAAGCGGCCGCAGAACUAGAGGUGGGCGAGAAGAGUCAGGAGGCAGAGAGAGUGAGCACAGAAGGCCAAGAGACACUGGCCGUGCUGGAAGCGGAGAAAGUGGAGCCCCCCGAAGUGGAGAAGGAGGUUGAGAAAGAAGAGCCGCCGCCUGAGAAGGUAUCAAAGCAAGAGCUGACGCCUGAGAAGGCGCCUUCGCUGUGUGCGGAGCUGCCAGGGGAUGACACCAGACCCCUGAGCAGGCUGAGCAAAGCCAGCAGCCGGGCCAGGUCAGACGAUCUCACGGUGUGAAGCGGUGCCAAAGAGAGAAAGAAAACGCCUGAGCUAACACACGGCAAGAUGAAACCUAAAGUUGCCGACACGAUUUGAGUCUUCUCUCCCUCCCCUCACACCCACCCUGGUUGGACGGGCACCGUGAUAGAACCGUGAAUGCAGGACAACCAGGAAACUGCCUUUCCCGUGUGCAAAGGCUACCCAGAUAAGC